This is a messenger RNA of Spodoptera frugiperda (fall armyworm), 1220 nucleotides long. RefSeq lists its product as uncharacterized. The transcript has 3 exons. The record is from RefSeq and is a predicted model, not a curated record. Lineage: Eukaryota; Metazoa; Arthropoda; Insecta; Lepidoptera; Noctuidae. The coding region runs from base 67 to 993 and encodes 308 amino acids.
UUUCUCAAUUUAUUUUUGGGUUUAAAUAGUCAAUGAGGCUGUGGUAGUGGACUAGUCUUCACCAAUAUGUCAGCUUUAGCUUUUGUGGUAGCAAUUGCAGCGUGCACCAGCCAUGCGUUUGUCAUGGCAGAUUUUUGCAUCCCCAUCAGUUCUGGCCCAACUACUGGCUACCCAAUAACACUGGCGAAGACAGUCCUUGCAGCCGGCCCUACCGACUGGCAAAUUCAAAUUCCUGACCUCACCUAUUGUCCUACAGUCGUGGGAGUUACAGCACAAAUAUGCGACGGUGAUGCUCAACCAGAGGCCCACUUUGUGAGCUUAAAACUGAUCCACAUUCAUCGCGUCUAUGGCUUCACUCCAGCCUACAUCCAGCCCACAGUAUACUGCCAAAGCGUUGGAUCUUCCAAGUUAAGCAACUUGGGAUCAUACUCAAGCCUUUCCCCUAACUCUGUUUUACAAUUACCAUCGCCUCUAAAAGCAUAUAGCCAAACAUAUUCUUCACUAACUUUCCCCCAAUCUCUUCUAGGUAACUCUCUUUCACUCUCAUCUCUUAGUGACUCUUCUAAGUCUCUUUUAAGUCAGUCUGUAGCGGAUCAAAGACUGCAUGCUAGCGCGAAUGCAGCCCCACUUUCAAGCGGUCUGAAUCGCUUGUCAAAACUAAAUAUUUCCCCAUAUUACGGCAAUUCUGAUCAGUCAGUUUUGGAUCAACAACUUCACUUGAGUUCCCUUUUGGGUCAGUCUCCGCAAUCCAGUUUGAGUUUGUCUGGACUUCCUAAAUUGAUUGUGACUCCUCUUUUGGGCUCAUCACAGUCGGUUUACGGUCAGUCAAGUCCACAACUUAGUUUGUCGUCACUAUCUCCUUCAUCAUUGGUUGCCCAAUUAGGUCCUUCAUCUGGCCUAGACGGUUCAGGCUCUGUUCUUCCACGUGCUACGGCUUCCCCGCUUUUGAACCUAUCUCAAAAACCGUUGUCAUCAUCUCUGUAUGCAUAUUAAUCAGUUUGUUUUAUCACUAGCUUUCUCCUUAAACGGUUUUGGUCACAAUAGAUGAUGUUAGACGCCUCUCAUGUAGCAAUUUUCCAAUCUUAUUCUAUCUUUUGUGUAUUGGUUUGUUUGUAUGCUAUAGGUUUGGCAUUUGUUAUGUUAAAUUCUAAAGUUUGGUACUGUCUAAAAUCUAAAUUUCAAUUCUGUGUAACUUUUAAAUAAAUGAAUUUUCCUUUAAA